Cotesia glomerata is the source of this 492-nucleotide messenger RNA. RefSeq lists its product as uncharacterized. Gene Ontology annotation, cellular component: mitochondrion. The transcript is spliced from 3 exons. The record is from RefSeq and is a predicted model, not a curated record. The coding region runs from base 105 to 401 and encodes 98 amino acids. Lineage: Eukaryota; Metazoa; Arthropoda; Insecta; Hymenoptera; Braconidae.
GUUUAUUAUUACUAUUUUGCGUCUUCUCGUCGAGUAAUUCACAUUGUUUUAAUAGUAAAAAUCAGUUAAUAAUAAUUAAUAAAAAAUAUUUUACAAGUAAAAAGAUGUUUUUAUCUGUGAGAGCUCUUCGUUUCACGAAUAGAAGUUUAGCUGUUAGAUUGUUUAGCCAGCAAACAAAUCAAAGUGAACCCAGCAAACCUAACAUGAACGUCGCCGGACUUAGUGAAAACUGUGUAGCAGUUCCAGCACAACCUGUGGGAGCUGUUGGUGCAGCCAAAGACAAGGAAUACAAAAAUCCGGAAUACUUUUGUUAUCAUGUAGACAGUUUCGCAGAAGCAGAAGUUGAAUUAGCGAAAUUUCGGCUCCCUCCUCCUUCCAAUAAACGAAAAUUCGGGCAGUAAUCUAAUUUGCUAAAUAGUUGACUUAAUUAUAAAUGUAAAACGCUGUGUAUAUUAAAAUUACUAAUAAUUAUUGAUCCAUGAUUUCACUUUA